AUGGCGACGGAGGGAGGAGGGAAGGAGAUGAACGAGAUUAAGACCCAGUUCACCACCCGGGAAGGUCUUUACAAGCUGCUGCCUCAUUCGGAGUACAGCCGGCCCAACCGGGUGCCCUUCAACUCGCAGGGGUCCAACCCCGUGCGCGUCUCCUUCGUCAACCUUAACGACCAGUCUGGCAACGGCGACCGCCUCUGCUUCAAUGUGGGCCGGGAGCUCUACUUCUACAUCUACAAGGGGGUCCGCAAGGUACUGACCCAGCCGGCGCCGGGGCCCACUGGGGCUGCUGACUUGAGUAAACCAAUAGAUAAAAGGAUAUACAAAGGAACACAGCCUACGUGUCAUGACUUCAACCAUCUAACAGCCACAGCAGAAAGUGUCUCUCUACUGGUGGGCUUUUCUGCAGGCCAAGUGCAGCUCAUAGACCCAAUCAAAAAAGAAACUAGCAAACUAUUUAAUGAGGAAAGACUAAUAGACAAAUCCAGAGUAACCUGUGUAAAAUGGGUGCCAGGUUCGGAAAGCCUUUUCCUAGUAGCUCAUUCCAGUGGUAAUAUGUACUUAUAUAAUGUGGAACACACUUGUGGUACCACAGCUCCACACUACCAGCUACUUAAGCAAGGAGAAAACUUUGCAGUACACACUUGCAAGAGCAAGUCCACAAGAAACCCUCUCCUUAAGUGGACAGUGGGAGAAGGUGCCCUGAAUGAGUUUGCUUUUUCCCCCGACGGGAAGUUCUUAGCAUGUGUGAGCCAGGAUGGCUUUCUCCGGGUGUUUAACUUUGAUUCAGUGGAGUUGCACGGUACAAUGAAAAGCUACUUUGGAGGACUACUAUGUGUUUGUUGGAGCCCAGAUGGAAAAUAUAUUGUAACAGGUGGAGAGGAUGACUUGGUGACAGUUUGGUCUUUUGUGGACUGUCGAGUAAUAGCUAGAGGCCAUGGACAUAAAUCAUGGGUCAGUGUUGUAGCAUUUGACCCAUAUACUACUAGUGUAGAAGAAAGUGACCCAAUGGAAUUUAGUGGCAGCGAUGAGGAUUUCCAAGACCUCCUUCAUUUUGGCAGAGAUCGAGCAAAUAGUACGCAAUCUAGGUUAUCAAAAAGGAACUCUACAGAUAGUCGCCCAGUAAGUGUUACAUAUAGGUUUGGCUCAGUAGGACAAGAUACACAACUCUGUUUAUGGGACCUUACAGAAGACAUUCUUUUUCCCCACCAACCCCUCUCCAGAGCAAGGACACAUACAAAUGUCAUGAAUGCCACGAGUCCGCCUGCAGGAAGUGGUGGAACCAACCCAGGAAGCAAUGGAAACAGCAUCACAAUGCCUGGAAAUUCUGUGCCCCCGCCUCUUCCACGGUCCAACAGCCUUCCACACUCUGCGGUCUCAAAUGCUGGCAGUAAAAGCAGCGUCCUAGACGGUGCCAUUGCCUCUGGUGUCAGCAAAUUCGCAACUCUCUCACUACAUGACCGGAAAGAAAGACACCAUGACAAAGAUCACAAGCGAAAUCAUAGUAUGGGACAUAUAUCUAGCAAGAGUAGUGACAAACUGAACCUAGUUACUAAAACCAAAACGGACCCAGCUAAAACUUUGGGAACUUCUCUGUGCCCCCGAAUGGAAGAUGUUCCCUUAUUAGAGCCUCUUAUCUGUAAAAAGAUAGCACAUGAAAGACUGACUGUGUUAAUUUUUCUUGAAGACUGUAUAGUCACUGCUUGUCAGGAGGGAUUUAUUUGCACAUGGGCAAGGCCUGGUAAAGUGGUAAGUUUUAAUCCUUAAUGCUGCAUCAAGAUCUAGAACUUGAAUAGGUAGUGAUUUUUUUCCCCCUUGUGGGAGGGAUGGGGUAUAAAAUGAAUGUUGAAUGACACUUCUUUAUGCUUAAUGUAAAGCUAAAUGCAUCAGAGCCAUAAUUUUGGAUACUGCAUGCCAUGUAAUUCUGAAUCAUUUGACAUCUCACCAUAGUACAUUAAAAAAGGAAAAUAUAUACAAAUUACCAGCCAAGACAGUUAUCCUGUUGGGAGUACAUAGAGCCCUACGGAUCAGUUAGUGUUCCUAUAUUAGACUCUUGAUUUUAGGAAAAUCACAGCAAUGUGGAAAAACAGUGAUUUUAAAAUGCUAAAUUGAAAGUUUCUGCUUUGACUGAAGUAGUUUUGCUUAAACUCACUGACUAGGCUAUUAUGCACUUAAUGAGAGAAUGUGUGUUCAUUUCAAAGUCACUAAUUGUCAUUUAUAGUCAAAUUUUUUUCAACUUGAUCUUGAAUGUGGUUUAUGAAUCUAUCUAAAAUUUAACUUUAGGAACAAAGCGUUGAGCAGUGUUGAUAUUCUUUUUACAUUGUUAUGGCAAUCCAUCCAAAGACAAGAGCCUUAAUUUUUAAAACCCAUCUUAGUCAUUUUAUGACAGAAUUAAAGUUGUUUAAUAAACAUCUUUUCAAAGAAGUGGUUUGUAGCACUUU
Gracilinanus agilis (Agile Gracile Mouse Opossum) is the source of this 2438-nucleotide messenger RNA. RefSeq names its product WD repeat domain 20 (gene WDR20). Gene Ontology annotation, molecular function: protein binding. The record is from RefSeq and is a predicted model, not a curated record. The transcript has 3 exons. Bases 1 to 1764 code for a protein of 587 amino acids. NCBI's taxonomy places the organism in Eukaryota, Metazoa, Chordata, Mammalia, Didelphimorphia, Didelphidae.